CUUUUUACUGGAGAAACAUCAAGUUUUCUUCAAAAUGUGGAUUUCAGACCAUGUGAAUUGGAAGGGCAGAAAGCUAACUCUGCCCUGGAGAUGUGUCAGUGGACUGCCAAGCUAGUCCAAAGCAUUUCUACGGUAUCAUCACCCUGUGGUUACUCUCUUUCCAUUGCCAGAAUCACUGCAGCAAUCAGACUGCAGCACUUGAGGGAUUGUGAGGAGUGGGAAGCUUCCUAUGGCUGCUGACAAGGUGCCUUGUGAGGCAGAGUCCCUGCCCUGCUGGUGCCCAGCAGUGAUCGUGGAAGAUGAUCCCAACAUCACUGCAGCACACACCAAAAAGCAGCUGAGCUACAGUGGCACUGAUAAAGCUCUGUCAAGUUCUAGGCAACUGACAUCAAAGGAAGAUGUGUACCAGUGGUUUGCUGCUAAAAGAAAAAGGGAGAAAAUAAGCAGACACUUGGAAAACAUGAGUGAAGGGAUGCUUAUUUAAUCUAAAUGAAAUACAAGAAAAAUACUGAGUGAAAUCCUCAAGAAAAAAAAAAAUACGGUGAAAAAGACAAAGAUUAAGCUGUUCUACUUUUCCCCAACAGAAAGGAUUAGAAAUAAUAGAUUUAACUUGAAACAAUGAAGAUGGAGGUCAAACAAUUAGACAAGUUUUUAUGUGGAUAUGUAAUUAUCCUGGGAGACUUGGUCUCUGUCAGCGGUGUCUGGGAAAAGGCUCAACCCCUUUGCAUCCCUCGAAAGUCUUGUUUUCUAUAGCAGUUACACUGUUUGGUUCAUGGCUUUAUUGUUGGGUUUGUUUGGCAUUUCCUUUUAACCUCAUUUUCUACUUUAAUGGUAAAAGAAGAAAGUGGCCAAACAAGUAGUGCAGACUUCUGAUAUUUUAGGAAAUUAUUAUCAUCCUCAUUGUUCAUUUUAGGGAGAAGAUUAAAACCCAGAUGUGAGAGGAUAUUUUGGGACCUGAUUCUUGUUGAUAGUUUUAAAAGUUGAACAUCCAAUACUUGAAUAGAUUUAGCACGUAAAAUGAUUUGCACAAAAUCCUGCACAAAAUCCCCAAGAGGACUGGUAAUUCAACAAAUCUGCUGAUCCUCAGUUCAAGUCUGUUGUCACAAAACCACGUGGAUAAAGUCUGUAAUAGCGUUUCCUUCCUAGCUCCUUGGGGCGAGGACAGAAUUUCCCAUUUUUAUUAAUGUGCUGCAUAUGUUGGCCUGAUGUUAAGUAUUAAAUAUCCUUUUUCCAGACUUUGUUUCAACUUCGUGAUGUCUUCCCCUGAAAUCGCUUCCCUUUCUUGGGGUCAGAUGAAGGUGAAAGGCUGCUCUACAACAUAUAAGGACUGCAAAGUAUGGCCGGGAGGAAGUCGGACGUGGGAUUGGCGAGAAACCGGGACUAAUCAUUCUCCAGGAGUGCAGCCAGCUGACCUUGAAGAAGUCGUCAAGAAGGGUGUUAAAACUAUGGUGAUUGGUCGUGGCAUGAGUGAGGCUUUGCAGGUUCCAGCAUCCACCGUGGACUAUCUGAAGAAGAACGGGAUUGAUGUGCUGGUGCUGCAAACGGAGAAGGCUGUGGCGGAGUACAAUGCCCUGGCCGCUCAGGGUGUCAAAGUGGGCGGGGUCUUCCAUUCCACCUGCUGAAGCGCAGCUCAUUCCGCCUUCCCGACCCGCAGCCAAAUCACGGACACACCUCUGCUGAAUCAAAUUGCAAUCAGCAGAGGGUGAGCUUAAGUGCCAAGGCAUUUGUGCACUGACAAUCUAAAAUGCAAAGACAGUUUAUUAGUUCAGGAUUUAAACAAAUCGAGGGCUCACAAAAGGCGGGGCUGUUAAUGUAAUUAAAUUGUUCAGUUACAGAAUCAUUUCCAUCUAUUGUUGAUAUUGACCUAAUUUUCCUCUGAAGGCUGUCCAUAGUCUUGUUACUUAAUUUUUCACCUGUUGACUAAAUCAGGAGAUUAUGUUUUAAAUACUUUUAUUAUAAAAUGGCCCAAAAUUACAUUACUGGCUACUGGAAUGCAGCCAUAAAAUAGCUGAUGAGCACAAACAAAUGGUAGAUAUGAAGUAGAUAUAUAAAGAAGCACUUUACCACUACUGGAUAAAUAAGUUAAAAAUAAAAUAAAUUAAAAAGCAAGCCCAGAACAUACAACUUUAUCUCCUGCAGGUGAUCUCAGUCAGGGUAUUUUCCAAUUUAUGAACAUCACAUAAUAGAGCACUUUUAAAUUUUUCAUUGAGCCUGAAGAAGGGGAAAAUGUCAUCAGGGUAUAAGCAUAAAACCUGUGCCUUGAAGAAUUUUAUUAUUAAUUGCUAGUUGUGAGGAUUUAGUUGUCUAAUACAUAUCUAUUCAGAAGUUCUUACAUGCUUAAAAUCAUCAGAAAGGUGUGUUACAAAACUAGAGUUUGCAGCAUAAAAAAUUGAUCUUUAAAUCAGUCUGAAUUGCUGCUGGCAAGCUGGGGAUGCAUGUGAGAAUUGUUAGUGGUCAUCAUUAUCUGAUGAUUUAAAUGUUGUGCAUUAUUACACUGAAGAUUUAAACUGUUCUCUUGGUUGCUGUUCUUGGUGGGCUUCUAUCAGCACUGUCAGUUACAAGUUAACUACUGUAGAAAUUUUGUCCCACCAUGCUCACGGUUUCUUGUUCUGUACAUAUUAACUCUGUGUGUAUUAAUAAAAGUACUAAGAUGAAGCUUUAAAAGCCCUGAGGCACUUGGAGCUAUCCAAGCAGUAGUAGAGAGGCUUAGAUUGAUAGGAGAGCACAAUAACUUUUCCAAGACACACAAAAUACUAUGUUCUUUUUCUGUUAUUUGCUCUAGUAAUCAUUUAAAACAUUUAUCUGAUGAAGUAUAAAGUGGUGCAAAGGCAAA
Messenger RNA from Parus major (Great Tit), 2833 nucleotides. RefSeq names its product adipogenesis associated Mth938 domain containing (gene AAMDC). Gene Ontology annotation, biological process: positive regulation of fat cell differentiation. Bases 1206 to 1622 code for a protein of 138 amino acids. Lineage: Eukaryota; Metazoa; Chordata; Aves; Passeriformes; Paridae. The transcript has 3 exons. The record is from RefSeq and is a predicted model, not a curated record. Gene Ontology annotation, cellular component: cytoplasm.